UGUUGGGGACCGUUUUCCGUGGUCUGAGCCACCUCCUCCUCCUCCUCCCCCCCCUGGGCCCCUCUCCCCGGCCCGCCGCCCAGCGCCACGCCGCCUGAGAGGAAACAAAGUGCUGCGGGCGGGAGACUCGGCGGCGGCGUGCGCGGACCCUGCUCGGCCUUCCCGGUGACCCUCUCCGCGGUCUUCCCGAGUGUGUGUGCUGCUUCCUCCCCACGUCGGCCUCUCCGCGCGCGCUGGUCGCCGGUGUGUGUCUUCGGUCCCGGCUUCGUUCCUGCAGCGUCCCCUGCUCAUUCUCCCCCGCCUAUCGCCCCGCCGCCCGCCAUGGCGACCGCGAUCCCCGUGCCGCCCCGGGCGGGCAGCCGCGCCAGCGGCCCCGCCACGCCGCUGAGCCCUACGCGGCUUUCGCGGCUGCAGGAGAAGGAGGAGCUGCGCGAGCUCAAUGACCGGCUGGCCGUGUACAUCGACAAGGUGCGCAGUCUGGAGACAGAGAACAGCGCGCUGCAGCUACAGGUGACGGAGCGGGAGGAGGUGCGCGGCCGCGAGCUCACCGGCCUCAAGGUGCUGUACGAGACCGAGCUGGCCGACGCGCGCCGCGCCCUGGACGACACGGCCCGCGAGCGCGCCAAGCUGCAGAUCGACCUGGGCAAGAUCAAAGCCGAGCACGACCAGCUGCUCCUCAAGUGAGUGCUCGCCAGGCGGCCUCGUGAGCUCUCCCGAGGGGCUGGGGCUGCAGCCCGAGCGGGAGGACGGGGUCAGUGCCUAGGCCCUUCGGAAGGGACAGGGUGUCCGUCUCCGGGAAGGCGAAGGGAUCGAGUGUUUCUUAGUGGGGGGGAGGGGUCGCGGAGGGGGCUCGAGUUGCCGGGAUGGCAGGUCCGGCUACACCUUUCCCGAUCCGGGAUACCUAGCAGGACCGGGCGAGGUGCGCCCAUGUGGCCGCGGAAGAGGAACACGCCCGGCUUCGGGCCCGGGACCCCGAGAUCCAGAAGGGUUCUCCGGCGCAGAAGCCCCUCUGGUCGCCGGGGUAGGGAGCUGGCGUCUGGGCGUGUGCACGAACGCGCGCCCUGGUUUCCGGCCAGGCCCGACACAAAGCGUUUUGUGGCUUUGCGGUGUAGGGACGGCGGGUCCGGGGGGAGUAGCUUCCCGCCUGGAGAAUGAAUGAACUCUGCGCGGGCGGAGGGCCGAAGGGGUGGGACCUGCCUCCGGCGUCCCGGUCUACCCGGGGGUGGGUCCCACUUUGGCGCGCUCGGCCGUGUGACAUUUUGAAAUCUGCCUCGGGUUAGGAGGGAGGGGCGGGGUCUGAACUGAACGCCACUGUCGGCUUAGGGCAAAAUGGGUUUUAAAGCUCGUUAGCUCUCUCUGGGGAACGGCGUGCUUUCUUUUAGCGGAGACUGGAGCAGGCCCUUGGAUGCUUCUGUGCACCAGACUCCUCCAGCUGGGUUUUUGAAUGUCUUGGCCGCCGUCCUCCGAUCCGUGGACCGCCUACCCCUAAGAGCAGUCCCCUUCCCCAGCUUUUGCGCCCUCAUAAUAAAGUCAGUUGGUCUUGCGGGUAAUGGAGAAGACCAUGUUGAGUUCGCGCGUCUGUCAUUGUGUAGACUGGCCAGGGCAGGUGAAAGGGUGUUGUGUAAAUGUGGAGUGUUUCAGAGAGGGACAACUAGUAAUUACUCCACCUACGGGGGUGGGGGGUGGGGUUUGAAUUUUCAGUCCGGGCGCUGGGAUAAACUUGCUAGCUUUUGCUUAUCCUGCCUUGGCUUUCUGUUCAUUAGUAGGCAGAUUGUGUUGAUGUCACGCUUUAGAAAUUUGCUAAAUUUGUGUCCAGAAUUCAUUGUCUCCAACCGUCAUUGCCAAUUGAAAUUUUUGGGGAUGCCUGAUUCUGACUUUGACUGUUUGCCCAUGAAUGCCUAUCUGUAUCCGUGGAAAUGUUCUUGUCUCAGUCCCUGUCAUCUUAUAUGUGUGAAUCUCUACUUUGCUCCUUAAUAAAUACUUGAAAAUAGUUCAUAAAAAGACUGAGCACUUGGUAAAAUAAAAUAGUUUAGACUGGCUUAGAGUCAAAGGCAAUAACAGUCUACUGCCUCUUCCCAGGAGGCAAUUAUGUUUAGCCCUCUAUUUUUAUUUCUUUAAGUAUUUAGUUCCAUAACUCAAAAUAAUGAGUUUAAUAUUCCUGUAUCUUAGAUUUACCAACAUUUGGAGUCACAUGAGUCCUAUCCUCCUCCAUAGUUUUUGUUACUGAAUUUCUUAAAUCUUAGAUGCCUUUGCUUGUAUAACUCGUCAUUAUGUGUACCACCUAGAAGGUAAAAAUAUCAGGGCCAUGGAUUGAUCCUGUUGGACCCAUCCUGGUUUCAAAAAUGUUAAAAUAUGACACAUUAAAUAUUUGUUAUGGGCCAGUCACUGAUCCAUUUGAGGAGGAAACAGGCUUGGAAGAAAAAUUAUUACUGCCUUACAUUGCUGAGUGCAGUAGGGGGAGAUACCCAACAAGCAAAUAAAAAUUGUAUUUUAUUUAAUCAAGCAUUUUGAUGCUGGUGGUUUAUAAUCUUUCCAGAGGAUAACAGCUAAGGUUUUUCACACAGUAGCAAGACUGUCACCUAGCUGACUCCAGCUGUAAAAUGCUCUGUAUGUGGCCAGGGGGAACUGAAGGAAGAUGGUCAAAAGAUACCCAAUUCUGGUUACAAGAUAAGUAUUAGGGAUAUAAUUUUCUUUUUGUAAUUAGGUCUGUCCAUACAUUGCUAUUGUCAGGAUUAGAUGUAUUUUCUUCUGUAACAUGUCAUAAUUGCCCAAAACAUGCCACAAUUUACUUUCAUAUUUCAAUCCUGAUUUCCCUUGCACAUUUUGUCCCCAAAUAGCCUUUCAUUUUUGUUGUUGACUAAAGAAAAAUUUGCCUUCAGCAUAUCUUCAAACUUUUUGACGAUAUCUAAUUGUAAAAUAUCCAUUGCAUGAGUGUACUUUCUUCCCUCAAGUUCAUUGGAGAAUAACUAAGUAGCUUGGGAUGGCAGGAGUUAAAUGUUUUGUGUCCUCUGUGUCUGAAAUCAUUUUGUUUGCCUCAUGCUUGAUUGAUAGUUGGGCUAGGUAUAGAAUACUGUUUCAGCAUUUUCCCACAGAACUUAGAUAGUAUCAUAUUGUUCUGUUGUCUUCCAGCAUCCAGUGUUGUAAUGUCUGUCUAAUGCCAGUGACAGUAAUGUUUUAUUUUUCCUCUCUGGAAGCUUCUGGGGUUUUCGUCUAUCCUGGGUUUUGUAAACUGUAUGGUAAUAGGUCUCAAUAUGGAUAUUCUGUUCCACAUCCUAGCUGUUACAAGUGUGUUCUUUCAGCUUAAAGGCUUGAUCUUUAUUUAACUCUGGGAAACUUACUUUAUUCCAGAAUUUUUCUGUGCUGUUUUCUUUGUUCUCUCUAGUUGAAAUCUUUUGUUUCUCGUUAUCUUCUAAUUUUUUUCCUAUUCUGGGAAGUUACUUUGAAUCUUAUGCAGCUCAACGGUGACAUUUUAACAAUCAUAUUUUUAGUUCUAAGAAAUCUUUUUGUACCGGUAUUUCUCUUUCAGGUGUUUCUGUUUUAAAGAUGCAUUUUCUUUAAUUUGUCAGGAUAAUAUUUAGGGCUGUCUUUAAAAAAAUUGUCUGUUAAUUGGAUUAUCUCUUUUUCCUCCUAGUCACUUUUUUGUUUGGCUUGUUUUUUUUGUUGUUUUUUUUUGCUAAUGACUUUUGUCACAUACUUGAUAAUUGGUUGUUUACAUUUAUAAAUGAAGGACUAGGUAAUGGUUGAGUAUUAUUGCUUCUGUUCAGGUAGUCCCUCCCACCAAUUUUUUAAAUGGAAGAACAAACUAGGACUUCUUUCUAUAUGAAUGGGAUGUGCUAUUGGCCAGCCUGUUGGAAAAAAAUAUUGAGUAAAGCUACCUUUUUCACAGAUUUAAGUAACGUAUCAGACAUGAGUAAGGGGUGUGGGUGAGGGCCAUGUACAAAGCUGUUCCGUGACUUAAUCCCCACUUUCUCAGUCUGCUUCACUUUCCCCUGCAAUCACUGUGUGCAUGUUCUGUGAUAAGUAGUUUUAUCUACAAUUCAUCAUCUAGAAAUUUGUUGAAAUGUUGGCUAAUGAUCCCUUUCCUAUUCACUUUGGUACAAUGGGUUUACAUAUACUUUAUUGCCUUUACUUUAUUGUCUGCA
Molecule: messenger RNA, 4142 nt
Organism: Manis javanica (Malayan pangolin)
Lineage: Eukaryota; Metazoa; Chordata; Mammalia; Pholidota; Manidae
Source: RefSeq, a predicted model, not a curated record